CCGGCCGGCGGGCGGGCGAGCGGGGAGCUCUCUGCGGGCUCAGUGCUGAUCCGCCGGCAGGCAGCCGGGAAUGCGAAGCGAUGGCCGCUGGCGGCUCUGAGGAGAAGACCUACCGCCGCUUCCUGGAGCUCUUCCUGGGCGAGUUCCGAGGGCCCUUCGGGGCAGAGCCAGCUCCCUCGCCCCCCGCCGCCGCCGGGGCAGAAGGGGAAGGGGCAGCCGCCGGGGAGGCGGAGGAGAGCGAAGCCGCGGACCCCCAGCCCCCCACCCCUCCGCCGCCGCUGCCGCCGCUGCCCCGGCCGCUCUCCGAGCACAUCAUCGAGGAGGAGGUGGAGGGCGAGUGCCUGGACCUCUGCCUGCAGCAGCUCUACAAGUAUAAUUGCCCUUCAUUUUUGGCUGCUGCUUUAGCCAGAGCAACAUCAGAUGAAGUCCUUCAGAGUGAUCUUUCAGUGCACUACUUACCAAAGCAUGUGGAUAGUACAGAAGGCAUCAUACAGAUUGAGACAGUGAAGCUAGCCCGCUCAGUUUUCAGCAAACUCCACGAGAUCUGCAGCAGCUGGGUGAAAGACUUUCCGCUUCAAAGGAGGCCCUACCGCUAUUAUGAGACAUCCAUCCAUGCUAUCAAAAACAUGCGCAGGAAGAUGGAAGACAAGCAUGUCUGCAUUCCUGACUUCAACAUGCUCUUCAACCUUGAGGACCAAGAGGAGCAAGCGUAUUUUGCAGUAUUUGAUGGUCAUGGAGGGGUGGAUGCUGCCAUCUAUGCCUCCAUCCAUCUCCAUGUGAAUUUGGUACACCAGGAGAUGUUUCAACAUGAUCCAGCGGAGGCACUGUUUAGAGCAUUCCGGGUGACAGAUGAACGCUUUGUUCAGAAGGCAGCCAGAGAGAGCCUUCGGUGUGGCACCACUGGUGUGGUAACAUUCAUCCGAGGAAAUAUGCUGCAUGUAGCUUGGCUUGGUGACUCCCAGGUGAUGCUUGUGAGACAGGGCCAAGCGGUGGAACUAAUGAAGCCUCAUAAACCAGAUAGAGAGGAUGAGAAGAAGCGUAUCGAGGCCCUCGGAGGCUGUGUGGUCUGGUUUGGGGCCUGGAGAGUGAAUGGGAGUUUAUCUGUCUCCAGAGCUAUUGGAGAUGCUGAGCACAAGCCAUAUAUUUGUGGAGAUGCAGACUCCGCCUCCACCGUACUGGAUGGGUCUGAAGACUACCUCAUUUUAGCCUGUGAUGGCUUCUAUGACACAGUAAAUCCUGAUGAGGCAGUGAAGGUGGUGGCUGACCACCUGAAGGAGAAUAAUGGAGAUAGCAGCAUGGUGGCACACAAAUUAGUGGCAUCAGCACGGGAUGCUGGCUCCAGUGACAACAUCACUGUCAUUGUGGUAUUUCUCAGGGACAUGAAUACAGCAGUAAAUGUUAGUGAGGAUUCAGACUGGACAGAGAACUCUUUUCAAGGAGGACAAGAAGAUAAUGGGGAAGAUAAAGAAAACCAUGGAGAUUGCAAACGGCCAUGGCCUCAACACCAGUGCUCAGCACCUGCAGAUCUAGGGUAUGAUGGGCGAGUGGAUUCCUUCACUGAUAGAACUAGCUUGAGCAUAGGGUCCAAAAUUAACCUGUUUGAAGACCAACGCUAUUUAGACCUGAUGAAAACAGAAGCAAGCCAACCUCAGAAUGCCAAACAUUUGUUACCAGUUAAAGUGUUUAGUCCUGGCCUACCAAAGGGAGUCAAUUUAGUUAACGGCUCAACAGUGAAGAAUGAAGCUCCAAAAAGCACCGCAUCUUCAGUGUCUGGACCUACAGAUCCAAGGGGAUAUUCUGCUUCUCUUAGUUUGAGUUCCACAGGGCAGCACAUUUACAGAAUGGAGGGUUUAUCUCCACACUUUUCUGGAUUAGAAAAGGAACAAUUCAGAUCCUUGGGGAAAAGAGUCUCUGCUUUCUCUCAUUUCCACUUCUAUAAUGCAAAGAGGCGAUGUGGAGCCAGGCUCAAACCAAAGUUUCACACACAUCUCUUUGCUCACAAACCUUCCCAUAUGGAAGGAUUAGGUCCAUCCUUACCUGUCCAAAGUGGCAGUAAAAUUAGGAUGUUGGUAAGAAGUUCUCUGUGGUGGAGGAUGAAUAGUCACAAAGUUUAUGGUGAGAAUAUGCUCUUGAGUCGAAGACAGAGUAAUUGUACACCAGAACCAUACCUUUAUCAGAGCUGCAAAAUAUAACCAUCCUCCUUGUAUCCCCCCUUCAGACAACUAGUUUAGUCAAUCCCAGAAUAAAAAUGGCAUCAAAAAAUAAAAAGGUGAGCAUUUCAGAACUGUGUUAUGGUUCCCUGUAAAACUCAGUUCAGAUGUAAAUAGACCAAGGAAUU
This is a messenger RNA of Mauremys reevesii (Reeves's turtle), 2338 nucleotides long. It is a transcript of the gene PPM1E, whose product is annotated as protein phosphatase, Mg2+/Mn2+ dependent 1E. Gene Ontology annotation, biological process: protein dephosphorylation; negative regulation of protein kinase activity. The transcript has 7 exons. The record is from RefSeq and is a predicted model, not a curated record. NCBI's taxonomy places the organism in Eukaryota, Metazoa, Chordata, Testudines, Geoemydidae. Gene Ontology annotation, molecular function: cation binding; protein serine/threonine phosphatase activity. The coding region runs from base 81 to 2192 and encodes 703 amino acids.